UAAAUGAUUCUAUGAUUCUUCCACACUUGUGUAGAACCAGGAGAUGCCAUAGUGUGCCGAUUCAGUAAUGCCCUGGCAGCGGGGCUGCGCUGGGGAGGCCUGGCGGAAGGGGUGGCCCGACAGGGCUGUGAGGUCACAGAGCCCCGCUUUGACAUGCUGUGCUGUGCCAGCUGCGGGCAACGCUGCGGCAGCAGUGGCAGCAGCGGCAGCAGCAUGGUGCGAGCCUGGGGGGCCGUGGUCCUCGCCUGCCUCCUUGUGCUGGCCCUGCAAGCCUGGGACGCCCAGGCUGCUCCAAGGCGAGCGCAGGGAGCAGGUAGGCAGGGGGGCAGGGGGCCAGCACCCAGCUCCGAGCAGGGCAGCGUGGCAUCCACCGCACUUCAGCGGGGCAGCAGUGGGGCCGGGGCUAGGGCUGGGUCCGGGAGAGCAGCUGGGUCAGGCUGAGCGAGCCAGGCAGACACCCUGUGGGGAGGCAUAGAGGGGCUGCAGCUGCUUCGGGGGCGUUUUCUGGGUGAGCAGGGGAGCUGGGAGCGGCGGUGCGGGGUAAGAAACCCGGCGCUGAGUCCCUGCGGGACCCUCCCUGCCGCCCAGCCCAGUCUGCCCCCAGUAUGUGUGUUGGGCCAGGGGUGGCGAGUAAGUGGUGCUGCGGGAGCCAGGCGACAGCCCGUGGCAGCGCUUCUCCCCGGGCUGGCUGCAGCCGUGCCCAGGGCCGUGGGUCUGGCCUUCAGCCUCGGGGACGUCCCGGAGGGGCGUGCUCAGGACUCGUCCGCUUGGGAAAAUGGGAGCAUUCCUGCUCCCCUUGGAUGACCCGCAGGUCCCCAGCCCGGAGGAACACGCAGGGGUAGCGCUGGCGCAGCCUUUCACAGGCUCUUGUCCCCAAGAAGCGUGGGCGAUCACUUUUUCCUCCAGUUUGUUGGUGUUGGCUUCCUCAGCCAGUUUAACAGAGUGAUUCGAUGGAAUUUGUUACAAUGAAAUCUGUGACUUAAAGAUUCGAAAAUGGCAAGGAUCGCCCGAAACUUGCAGCAGGGUUGCACACAGGUGGAGGUUAAAUCAAAUCACACAUGUGCACAGACGGAGAAUUCCUGAGGUUGGGGGGGAAUCCCAGAGCUGUCCGUGGAGACAGGGGCUACUUGACUUCUCAACUUGAGCCUGUCCGUGAGCCUUGGGGUGAUCCCACAGAUGUGGCUGCAGGCGGUGGUUAUCCAGCUUCCCGGCUGGGUUUCAGGGCUGACCCACAGGCAGGUCGCAUGGACGUGGCCAGACAGAGGGCUUUUCCAGCUCCUUGGCUGAAUCCUGGGCUGAAUCCCAGCUGGCAUCCCAGGGAGACCAACCGUGAGAGUGUGCAGAAGGAGGCCUUUCAGAAGGGAAGCAGGCACACCGUGCCAGUCUCCAAUGAAGAAAGAGAGGCAAUGCAAGAGCCUGGCAUGCCAGGGGCAGAUGCUGGGAGAAGGUCUGAGGCUGCUGGUCACGAAUUGCUGCGCAAGUACUAUAUGCCAGUGACCGCAGUAGCCUUGGCUGUGGUGCUGUCUGGGCUAGUUGGAUCUUGCGUAGUCAUUUCACGGCUGAGGAAGAGAGACCCAAGGAGCCAGGGAGAUGAAGCAGCACUGGGACAAGCUGAUACUGACUCUGCCUGGAAAAGUGAAGAUCCAACUAGAGAUAAAGGCAAAGCAGAGUCAGGAGAAGGAGCAAGAAAAGUUGAGGUUGCUCAAGAAAAUGGGACUUUCAACAACAGCUCCAGCCCAUCACCAUGGCCUUUUGUGGCAGAGCUCACGCAGCUGUACAGGAGCGCGAGCGCAGACCCCUCACCUCUGCCCGCUUGUCCCAGCUGCUCUUUCACCGACGAUACCUCUUCACUGGACACUUCGAUUUCUCUCGACUCACCUCAGCCUAACCCCUUCUGGUGUCCCUGUCACCAGUUUCCAACAGGGAUACUGUACCUCAGAAGAUGAGUCUUUUUAGAGUAAAUAAAAAAAACCAUUUUGGCCAAAAGCAGUGCGUCCUUGGCUGUUUUGGCCGUUUCCGUCGGGGUAUAACGCACAGAGCUGGGACCAGUGCUGGAUCUGUGAGAGAAGCUGUCAGAGACCUGCGCUCCAGUGAGGGACCCCUUUGUCCCAGCAUCAGCCUGGUUUCCCAGCUGGGGCUGUC
Aquila chrysaetos chrysaetos is the source of this 2142-nucleotide messenger RNA. RefSeq lists its product as uncharacterized. The coding region runs from base 1059 to 1946 and encodes 295 amino acids. NCBI's taxonomy places the organism in Eukaryota, Metazoa, Chordata, Aves, Accipitriformes, Accipitridae. The record is from RefSeq and is a predicted model, not a curated record. The transcript has 7 exons.